Molecule: messenger RNA, 606 nt
Organism: Rotaria sp. Silwood1
Lineage: Eukaryota; Metazoa; Rotifera; Eurotatoria; Philodinida; Philodinidae
Source: the annotation of a GenBank genome assembly
AUGGGACAUGGAAUAGUUGGUUUUGUACUAAAUUUAAUUUCACUUAUUCAUGGUUCAUUUGCAAUUGUGAUUUCGGUUAUUAUCCUUGUAGGAGCUUUUAUUGUUUUAUGUCCUAUUUUAAUCUGGCAUGAUGUCAUAUAUUUACCUAAUGAAUAUUAUUGUUUUCCUGCAUUCACGAAAACUCGUGGUAUUCUUUGGGCUCUAUUUAUUGCUUAUGGAUUACCUCUCUUACUUUUAUCUCUUAUAUAUCUUCGUAUUACAAUAUUUAUUCGUCAACAACCCCAUAACCAAACAUUGAUGGUGAGACAACGACAACAACGAGAUUUGACCGCUAUUCAACGAAUUUUUAUUAAUGUUGGUCUAUUGUUUGUUCUUGGAAUUCCAGGUGUAACCGUUUUGAUAAUGUGCUUCAUCAAUGGUAUUGAAUAUCCAUUAGCCUAUCGUAUUUUGUGGGUUGGAUCUGAAGUGUCCAUGGCAAUAUUAAGUAUACAAAUGGUAUUUAUGACACCUCAAUUGAAGAAUCUUUUUAUCAUAAGACGACGACAAAAUCGUGUGACUACCUUGGAUGGUACAAUUCCAAGGAGGGCCAUUGCCACUAAUCAAUGA